Molecule: messenger RNA, 2942 nt
Organism: Arabidopsis thaliana (thale cress)
Lineage: Eukaryota; Viridiplantae; Streptophyta; Magnoliopsida; Brassicales; Brassicaceae
Product: SWAP (Suppressor-of-White-APricot)/surp RNA-binding domain-containing protein
Exons: 4
Coding region: 369-2321 (650 amino acids)
Biological process (GO): RNA processing
Cellular component (GO): nuclear speck; nucleus
Molecular function (GO): RNA binding
Source: RefSeq, marked reviewed
CUUCAGUCCUUCUUCUUCAGGUGCGUUUAGCUUCUGCUCCAUCCGAUUCAACUAUUUUCUUCUCAGAAAGUUGCGUUCUUCUUUGUUAGUAAGUGAUUGAACUAGGUAUUGUGUCUCGCUCUCUCGAUUUUCUUGCUGUUAGGGUCGUGUAGUCAGAUUCUUAAGCGAUGUCGCUUUUUUGUUAAACUCUUCAAUUUACACUGUGUAUAGUUUCGGUGUUUCUCUUUGCGUAGAUAUUGAUUACCUUCUGGGAAUUACUUCUCUCGUAUUGAAUUAUAUGGCCCAAUUUCGAAAGCUUUUGUUUUUACAAUCUUCUCAGGAACACUUAGCUGAAUCUAUACAACACAAGUGUUACAGAGUUUAUAUACAUGGAUCGAAGACAGCACGAUUAUGCUGCUUCUUCUGGGUUACCUUAUGCUCAGCAACAGCAGCAACAAGGUCCUAACUUUCAACAGCAACAACAACCACAAUUCGGAUUUCAUCCGCAACAUCCUCAGUAUCCAUCACCAAUGAAUGCUUCUGGUUUCAUUCCUCCUCAUCCUUCUAUGCAGCAGUUCCCUUACCAGCAUCCUAUGCAUCAGCAGCAGCAACCGCAGCAUCUUCCUCAUCCUCCUCACCCACAGAUGUUUGGUCAACAGCAACCUCAGGCUUUCCUUCCUCACUUACCUCCACAUCACCUUCCUCCGCCAUUCCCUGGACCGUAUGAUUCUGCUCCUCCUCCUCCUCCUCCAGCUGAUCCAGAGCUGCAGAAACGGAUUGAUAAGCUUGUUGAGUAUUCGGUUAAGAACGGUCCUGAGUUUGAGGCUAUGAUGCGAGAUAGACAGAAGGAUAAUCCUGAUUAUGCGUUUCUGUUUGGGGGUGAAGGUCAUGGUUAUUACCGCUAUAAGCACUUUCUCUCUAUGCAUCCCCCUGGAGGACCCUUUGAUCCUCCAUUCCCGUCAUCUUCAAUGCCUAUGAUACAUCAUCCGCCAAAUCCCAUGAUGAGUCCUUCAAUGAACAAUGUACCUGGUGCAUUGGCUGUGCCACCAAUCCGCCAACCUCCUUUCCCACCAUUCCAUGACCACCACCAGCUCCAACAGCAUCUUCCGCAGCCUCAUCCUUUUGCGCCCCAUGCUCGUCCUGAUUUUGAUCAGUCAACUCAUGCGUUCCGAGGUCUUUCUGGUCCACUCCCUGCUGAUGUUGCAAUGGAACUAAAUGGUGUCUUGGGCAACCUUAAUGGCACGAAAGAGUCUAUUAAAAGUGCUAAGAUUUGGUUCAUGCAGAGAUCUCCCUUUGCACCAGCUUUAGCAGAGGCACUUAGAGACAGGGUCUUUGCAAUGGAUGAUUCUGAUAGGCAGAUGCACAUAGUUUAUCUAGCUAAUGACAUUCUCUUCGACAGUUUACAACGAAGGACAAACUUGCACGAGUUUGACAAUGAAGCUCUUGCUUUCAGACCUAUUUUGGGUUCCAUGCUGGGGAGGAUUUACCACUUUCCACAAAACAAGGAAGAAAACCAGUCACGUUUGGAGAAGAUUUUGCAGUUUUGGGCUUCUAAGGAGGUUUUUGAUCAAGACACCAUCUCCUCUCUUGAGAAAGAGAUGAAAAGUGGACCACCUGCAAAUACCUUUUCUCAUUCUCCCAUUAUAGCAGCACAUGCCUUACAACGUCCAGGAAUGCUGCAACAGCCACCAAACAGUAAUGUCUCUAGCACAAUGAAUUUAGAGCAUCUGACUAAUCCGGUCGCAACCCAACAAUUUAUCCCAAAUGUGAUGCCUCCUGGUGCCUUUCCCGGUUCCAUACCGCUUAACGCUUCUGUUCCACCACCAACCCAACCACCUGCUGGUGAGAAGCCGCCUCCUUAUCCUCUCUUUCCUCCUGGUUUGAUCCCUGGGAUGGUCAGAAAGAUGCAGAUUGGUAGUGGUGUGCCUUACUCUCCAUUGAGCCCUCUUGAUAUCCCAACGGUCAUACCACCUUCUGAUACGCCUCAAUCUGAAGUACUCGAGAGAGUAUCUAAGUUCUUCAAAGAGAUAGGUGAGGUCAACCCAAGUGAAGGUCCCAUGGGAUCUGAAUCACAGGACGACUAUGAUAAUUAUGAGCGGGAUAGUCCACAGCGGAAAGGAGGUGCCUGCAUUCCUCCACCUCCCAAUCUACAGGUGGACCCCGAGACAGGAACAUAUGCGGAUGGAAGCACCGAUAAAAAGAGUGGAUCUGGGAGAUUGGGACUUGGGGCAACAGCUGAUCCCAACGAACCAACUCAGUACGAUGAUGUUUAUACAUCUUACAGGAAACACAGAAGUACGAAUUAUCACACAUCCAUGAGUGCAAGAGCUACAACCAGAUGAGAUUCUCCAGUUCUCAUCUUUUAAUGGCUAGUUCAGUCUGUUUAGGGUCGAGCCUUCUAGUGUCUAGUUGUUAAUGUGACAAAUGUGAUCUUCUCUCAGCUUUGAAAUAGAAUUAUCAUCACAUCGAUUCCAUUAAAUUUUGGAACUAAACCAUAAGUUUUUCCAAACAUAUUCCCUCUUUUCAAUCAGCAUCAGAUCUCUUAAUUAUUAGCUUAUUCUUCAUAGUUUCGCUUUGUUCAGUUGGUAUCAAAACCAUGUUGAUAAUGAAAUGUUUAUUUAGAAGCUAAACGAGCUGUUUGUGGGGCUCACCUUCUAAUAGAAGAAAAGGCAUAGCCACAUGGUUACUCGAUCCCAAGAGGGAAAGCUUUUGCAACAAUGGGAGCAUAAACUCAGUUAGCAUUUUCACAACCAAGCUCCAUGGGAAGAUCUUUUGGACCUAAAUAUUUUGGAACUUGUUCAUUCUUACUUUACAAAGCUCAGCUAAUUGAUACUCACUUUUCUUAAACGGCAUACAUUUCAUCACAUCACAACCAUCAUCUUCACUGUUACUCUAUUUGUCUGUCUUUUACAUAUUAGCAAGUUGAUGAAAUAUUGAUUGGCUGAUCCCAUAACAAACAAAAA